GUCAUGGCGGCGCCCUUGCAGCAGAAAUGACGUCUGACUUCAGAUUUUAUUUGCUUAAGUUAUUUUUCUCACCUGUGCUGUCAGAGUGGCUGGACCGAAUAAAUUCUUCGAGCACUGAAUCUUCUCGUUUUUAAUAAUCUGCAAUGAAGCGCAUGGCAACCUUAAUUGGAAGGACGUCAUUGUCAUGUUGGCAUCAUGGGGGUCCACAAUUGUCCCCUGUUUCUGCUUGGACCAAUAAACCUCCAUACACCUGCUCACAGAUCCGACAUCUUGCUUCAAAACAGGAUAAGGCUCGUUUCAAAGGUGAGAAGCUCAAAUCACAGCUGGAGAAACAGCAGAAGCAGGAGGUGGAGAUCAAGCAGAGGAUGAGCGUGUCUGAACUCGCCAGCGCCAUGAAGAGAGACAUUGAUCACAUCUAUGAGGCCCUGCUGAACACAGAGGUGGAUCUGGAUGAGUUGGAGCCCGACACAAUGCUGGAGGAGAAAUGGAUUAAAGAGGCAGUCAAGAGGUCAGGGAUGAAAUACAGAUGGGCAAAGCUGGUGGAAACCAAAGUCAGAGAAAACAAAGAUAUCCAGAGACAACCUCCUCCAGAUCCGGCUCAGUUGGUCACUCGGGCUCCAGUGGUGACCAUCAUGGGCCAUAUAGACCAUGGAAAGACCACCCUGCUGGACAGUCUGAGGAAGAGCCAGAUUGUGGCACAGGAGGCUGGCGGCAUCACACAACACAUCGGAGCCUUUCGGGUGGAGCUACCUUCCGGUGAGAAGAUCACCUUUCUGGACACACCUGGCCAUGCAGCGUUUUCUGCCAUGCGAGCGCGAGGAACAAUGAUCACAGAUAUCGUCAUCCUGGUGGUCGCAGCUGAUGAUGGUGUGAUGAAACAGACCAUUGAGUCCAUAGAGCUCGCCAAAAAAGCCAAAGUGCCCAUCAUCGUCGCUGUCAAUAAGUGUGAUAAACCUCAGGCUGAUCCUCAGCGUGUGAAACAGGAGCUUGCGGGUCAUGAUGUCAUCUGUGAAGACCUUGGUGGAGAAAUACAGGCCAUCCAUGUGUCUGCAUUAAAGGGGGACAAUUUAUUGGAGCUGGCUGAAGCCACAGUGACGCUGGCAGAGGUUUUGGAGCUGAAAGGUGACCCCACAGGACUGGUAGAAGGAUCAGUUAUCGAGAGCCGGACGGACAAAGGCAAAGGACCCGUCACCACCGCCAUCAUUCAGCGAGGCACUCUGAGGAAGGGCUGUACUCUGGUGGCAGGAAAGUGCUGGGCGAAGGUGCGCUUCAUGUUUGAUGAGAACAACCAGGCAGUGAAAGAAGCCGGACCCAGCAUCGCUGUGGAGAUCGUGGGCUGGAAAGAUCUGCCCUCUGCUGGAGAGGAGAUCCUGGAGGUGGAAUCAGAGCAAAGGGCGCGUGAGGUGGUGGAGUGGCGGAGCUACAUGGAGGAGCAGGACAAGCUGAAAGAUGAGCAGCAGGUGAUUGAAGCCAAGCAGAAACAGCAUCAUGACACUUAUAAGAAGGAGAGGGAGAGCCUGGCUCAUCUCAGCUGGAGACAGAGGAGAGCAGCGUUGUACAAGGCCAACAAACACAAAGGCAUCCACAGACCCAGUGAGAGAACCGAAAACGAGGAGCUCACGAUGCCCAUCAUCAUUAAAGGUGAUGUCGACGGCUCAGUUGAGGCUCUUUUGAACAUCCUGGAAAGCUACGAUGCCGAUGACCAGUGUCUGUUGGACGUGGUACAUUUUGGUGUCGGUGACAUCUCUGAAAAAGACAUUAACCUGGCAGAGACGUUCUCAGGCAUCAUAUAUGGGUUCAAUGUCUCGGCACACAAAUCGAUUCAGCAGCUGGCGGAAAAGAAGGGCAUUUCUCUAAGAUUACACAGAGUCAUCUACAAACUCUUAGAUGAGCUCAAAGAAGACCUGAGCAGCAAACUUCCUCCAACCACAGAGGAAAAUAUACUUGGCGAGGCUUCGGUUCUGGCAACAUUCACUGUGACGGUUGGGAAAAAGAAGCUCGCAGUGGCUGGAUGCAGAGUUCAGAAGGGCCAACUGGACAAAAAGAUGAAAUUCAGACUUAUUCGAGGACGAGAUAUGAUCUGGGAUGGAUCUGUUACGACACUGAAACAUCUGAAGGAUGAUGUUCUGACAGUAAAGACGGGCAUGGAGUGUGGCCUUUCUCUAGAUAAUGAAGAUCUAGAAUACAAACCCGGGGAUGCAAUUGUUUGUUACAGUGAAUCUGAGGUGAAACAGAAAAUAUCCUGGGAUCCAGGAUUUUAAAAAACUGCAACUGGCACAUUGGUAUACUAUAUUAACCAGUAUACAUACCUGAGGAAUAGCUAUAACAAAUUUUCUUAAGAGCAAACCAACAUAAGAGUAUAGCCAUGACAUUUGAUUUUCUUUAUUUUGAUUCUCCAUUUUAGGACUGAACUUCAGUUAAAUUGUACAUAAUGUAUGUCAUAAUGUAAAUAAAAAAUGAGAAGACAA
Danio rerio (zebrafish) is the source of this 2468-nucleotide messenger RNA. It is a transcript of the gene mtif2, whose product is annotated as mitochondrial translational initiation factor 2. The record is from RefSeq and is marked provisional. Gene Ontology annotation, biological process: translational initiation. Lineage: Eukaryota; Metazoa; Chordata; Actinopteri; Cypriniformes; Danionidae. Gene Ontology annotation, molecular function: GTP binding; GTPase activity; translation initiation factor activity. Gene Ontology annotation, cellular component: mitochondrion.